Messenger RNA from Parascedosporium putredinis, 1167 nucleotides. NCBI's taxonomy places the organism in Eukaryota, Fungi, Ascomycota, Sordariomycetes, Microascales, Microascaceae. The record is from the annotation of a GenBank genome assembly.
AUGGCGCCGAAUGCACGUCACGACAUGCCCUCCGCAACUUUGGAGCCAUGCAAGACAGGCAUCGUAAAGUUCACGAACUGCCGUCUUCUCCGCGACAACUUGCUCACCAACGGCGAUUUAUGGGUGAGUUCAGUAACGGGCAAGAUCGUCUCGAGCCAGACGUCUUUUUACGAGCAUCUACUCGUUCCCGAUGAAGUGAUCGAUCUCGGUGGCCGGAUCCUGUCUCCGGGAUUCAUCGAGUGCCAACUGAAUGGUGCCUACGGGUUCAACUUUUCCGCGAAGCCGCUGGACGGCUCUGACUACUCGGUGCACGAGCCGGAUCUUUAUAAGGCGGUCCUCCCCCAUCUCGGCCCGAGCGGAAACCUUCGAGUAGCAGAUGACGGCGCCGAGUCUUUGGGUGCGCACGUUGAGGGACCGUUCCUCCAUCCUCUAAAAAAUGGUAUCCACAACCCGAAUGUGUUCAGGAAAGCCCAGUCCUUUAGCGACCUUGAAGAAUGCUAUGGACGAGAGAAUCUAACGGCACCAAAUCCCGGCGAGCAGGCCCGUGUUCGUAUGAUUACGGCGGCUCCUGAGUUGGGCAACAUGACCGGUCUGAUAUCAGAAAUCGUGGCGAGAGGCAUCAUCUUCUCUAUUGGGCACACGGACGCGACAUACGAGGAGGCAUCGGCGGCAGUAUCAGCAGGCGCCACCAUGAUAACCCACCUUUUCAAUGCCAUGAAGCCGCUCCACCAUAGGAACCCGGGAGUAUUCGGGGUACUUGGAAACCCUGAUGGGUUAAAGAAGCCUUUCUUUGGGAUUAUUGCCGAUGGCAUUCACCUUCACCCCACCACAAUUAAGAUUGCGCUCAACGCACACCCUGCUGGUUUUAUCUUGGUGACAGACGCCAUGCAUCUCAUGGGCCUUCCGGACGGAUCGUAUCGAUGGGCGAACGGCAAUGACUUCAAUAACAUUGUAAAGAGUGGGACAAGACUGGUCAUAGAGGGGUCGGACACUCUGGCUGGCAGUUCGAUCACGCUCUUGGAUUGCGUCAAUAACGUUGUGGCUUGGACAGGCACGAGUGUUCCGGACGCCCUCCGCUCCGUGACAUCAACGCCAGCUAGGAUGUUGGGUUUGGAAGGGGUCAAGGGAGCCUUGAAGACGGUGCAGACGCCGAUCUUGUCGUCUUAG